Messenger RNA from Branchiostoma floridae (Florida lancelet), 991 nucleotides. RefSeq names its product small nuclear ribonucleoprotein G-like. Gene Ontology annotation, biological process: spliceosomal snRNP assembly; mRNA splicing, via spliceosome. Gene Ontology annotation, molecular function: RNA binding. Lineage: Eukaryota; Metazoa; Chordata; Leptocardii; Amphioxiformes; Branchiostomatidae. Bases 35 to 388 code for a protein of 117 amino acids. Gene Ontology annotation, cellular component: spliceosomal tri-snRNP complex; U4 snRNP; U12-type spliceosomal complex. The transcript is spliced from 4 exons. The record is from RefSeq and is a predicted model, not a curated record.
GAGCAAUCGGGUAUAUUCGGAAAAUAUUCGGAGGAUGCUUCGGAUAUCUUCGCUAAAGUUCGGAAAUCGUCACCCCUACGUACAUCACGAUCGCCGUUUGGACGGUAGCGGACUGUUGUUGCCGGUUGUGUUCUUGUACAAUCCAAGCCCAUCCACGAUGAGUAAAGCACAUCCUCCCGAAUUGAAGAAGUUCAUGGACAAGCGGAUGUGCUUGCAGCUGAAUGGCAACAGGAAAGUGUCGGGCAUCUUGCGAGGUUUUGACCCCUUCAUGAACCUUGUUAUUGAUGAGUGUGUGGAACUCAGAGGCAACGAGAGGCAGAGUAUCGGCAUGGUGGUGAUCCGUGGCAACAGUAUCAUCAUGUUGGAAGCCUUAGAGAGAGUCGUUUGACCACACCAUGGGAGUAUUGUGUAAAGGUUUCUGCAUUGAAGGGGGCCCUGCCUGGACCAGUUUAAUUAGCGCACUUCAGUUAUGUUACUAAAUUAAUGUCUUAGUUAGGUCAUGUGUGUGGUGUUUGCCACUAACAUUCCACUGUGAACAUACAUGUGUUCUGAAAAGAACGAAUUAUGACUGAAGGUCAAGUUUGUAAAACGUAAUACAGUUAUACGUAAUACACUGGAAAUAAAGAUCAUAAAUGAAGGAAAAUUGUAUGUCAGAUUGUCACACAAUGCGGUGUAUAUAGCUUUAUUUCCAUUGUUUAGUAUGAGAGAAGCAUACAAGUAGUAACUUUGGUUAUCAAACUGACACUUUUCCAGUUUUCAUUUGCAAUGGGCACUCUGAAUCUUAUGUUUUUGUAUGACUGUUUUACCGUCAUCGUCAAUGACAUGUUGUUCAAGCAUCUUUCUUAUUAAUUUUUUUAUACCACUUAUGAUACUAGUACUUAAAGGAGUCCUAAACUCCAGAAGAGUGUUAUUUUCCAAUAAAUAUCAACUUUAGGAACUAUAAAAUGUAUACUAUUUCAUUUUACACAAUAAAGUAGCCACUAGUCCUACA